AUGUUUGUCCGCCUACCAAUUCAUUGGAUAGCUGUCCUAAAUCCAAUUGUGACCAUUUUAACAGUUAAGCAUUAUAAGAGUGCCAUACAAUCCCUAAUAUUGCAUGGAACAGCCAAAGUACAUUCAACAACUUCCCAACAUACUCAGCAAGUUGUAGGAACUAAUCAAAAUGGAAAUGUUAUCAUUUAUCACACUCCGCAAAAUAAAAUGGUACCAAAGUCACCGCUAGUCUGUCAGAAGUCUACUACGUCCCCUGGAAAUUUGCCCGUGUGUUAUUGA
Meloidogyne enterolobii is the source of this 279-nucleotide messenger RNA. NCBI's taxonomy places the organism in Eukaryota, Metazoa, Nematoda, Chromadorea, Rhabditida, Meloidogynidae. The record is from the annotation of a GenBank genome assembly.